UCGUCCUAUGACCUCUAAGUGACGUCACAGGUCUUUCAUAAGGCAGCCAUCGUUGUAGCCAGUUUACCGGUAUUUCGUCUAGGCUGUUUGAGGACAUACAUUUUAGAAAAUGGCAGAUGUACCAGCUGGAAAUGCAGAGAAGGGGAAGAAGAUUUUUGUUCAGAGGUGUGCCCAGUGCCACGUUGUAGAGAAAGGGGGAAAGCACAAGACUGGCCCCUGCUUGAAUGGGCUUAUUGGACGCAAGACCGGACAGGCAGCAGGGUUCUCCUACACAGAUGCUAACAAGAGCAAAGGUAUCACCUGGUCCAAGACUACCCUGUUCGAAUACUUAGAAAACCCCAAGAAAUACAUCCCUGGAACAAAAAUGAUUUUCGCUGGACUCAAGAAGAAGCAAGAGCGUGCCGAUCUUAUUGCGUACCUGGAGGAGUCGACAAAGUGAUAAUGUCAACUCUAGGAAAUUAUGAACUGUACAGUCUUAUAUCAAUUUGCAACUAGUGUGUCCGCGGAUGAACUGGUGAACAUGUCUUAUCUCUAUCAUUUUAACCCCGCAAAAGGAGGCUGUGCCCCAAUUUUGUGGACUUUAGAGCAUUGGUUUUCAUUAGCUGUCAUACUUAAAUUUUAACUCUCUUGAUUUUUAAGUUAUUGCCAAGUGGCAGAUAUAGAGCGAACAGGUGUGAAUGUUUGUUGCAAAAAAAAUAUUAAACCAGAUCAACAUUUUAAAA
Molecule: messenger RNA, 722 nt
Organism: Haliotis rufescens (red abalone)
Lineage: Eukaryota; Metazoa; Mollusca; Gastropoda; Lepetellida; Haliotidae
Product: cytochrome c
Exons: 3
Coding region: 110-439 (109 amino acids)
Biological process (GO): mitochondrial electron transport, cytochrome c to oxygen; mitochondrial electron transport, ubiquinol to cytochrome c
Cellular component (GO): mitochondrial intermembrane space
Molecular function (GO): heme binding; electron transfer activity
Source: RefSeq, a predicted model, not a curated record